UAUUUGAGAUUGAAAGAGGUCAGAACUGAGACUGUGUCUACCUCUUGGGUUUACAAGACGAACAAGUUCUUUUUCGGAAUACAAGUGUUGGAAUCGAGAAGAAAUUUCACCACGAUGGAACCAGAGAGUGGUAACCACGUCUCCGUGGUAAGGAAACGAACCUUCUCUGAGAUGGUAGAUGAAAGAUGUGUUGAAAAGAAGCGAAAACCAUUCUCGCCUCACUCUCCCAGGGAGUAUUCCUCUGAUGAAGGCCGAACCGUCAUCGAGGAGAAGGCAGAUGAUGUCGACAACGCUGACUUUGAAUCUCAUGAAGAGAAAAGGAACCGUCGAAUUCGAACGACCUUUAACCCGGAUCAACUUCGGGAAUUGGAAAGCAUCUUUCAGGUGACCCACUACCCGGAUGUGAAAACGCGAGAUGAGUUGUCAAGCAAGACAUCACUUCCGGAGCAACGAAUACAGAUCUGGUUUCAGAACCGGAGGGCCAAGUGGCGCAAGUUUGAGCGGCUGGGCAAUUUUGGCGGGCUCGAAGAACUGAAGAAUACCGAGAUCGUUCCUGCUCCACGCUCCGUCCCGAGGAUGGACCUAGCCGUACGAUCAGAUGAUCACCCGAAACGGGAUCCGAGUAUCGGGUCGUCGAAUCCACUCUCGUCAUCCGAUCGUCCUCCUGUUACGUCACCAUUGUUCCACCACUACGCCGUCCCAUCAUUCCCUACGCCUCUCAGCGUUACAUCACCGUCAUAUUUUCACUCUCCUGCACGGUACUAUCCUUUGAUGCCUCCUCCACACGCGUACCAUCCGGAUCCCAACAUCCUGGCACUGCGGCAAGCACACCUAGCUCCCCAAGAAUUCACUCAACCAUCUGUUUCAAAACUCUUUCCGAACGACUUCGUUAUACAUCGGCCUGAGCUCAAGAGUCAAACGAAUACUCCCGAUGAUUGCCGAAGAGCUUCGGAUCUUCGAUUGAAAGCGAAAGAGUACGAAACUGCUGUUGGCCUGCAAUACAUGACUUAUCCACAUCUAUACAAUCCUUAUUAUUUUCAUCAUAGAUGAACAUCGUUUAAGAUAAUGAUUCCAAAGACUUUUAAAAUCCAUCUCAAAUUUAUUUUAGAUAAAACAUGUUCUGGUCAAGUAAUGUAAAAUGUAAUGUUACAUGACUGUAAGAGGUUAAAAGCCACCCAACUUAUAUUUUCGUUUUAGGUUAAUUUGAUGUGAUAAUGAUAAAAAAGAUGUCUCGAAAUGGAACGUUUCAUAUGAAUAAAGGUUCGAAAAUAAAUUCGACCUUUGAAUGAUUGGUGUAAUGACACACGGUCACUUUUAUCUUUUUCGAGACACACAUCGGUGAAUCCUUUCCAAAUAGCCGGCGUUUUUCAGAAUUUUUGCAUGAGCACCCGCCAUGUUCACAAUGUCAUGGUUCCAUGCAAAGUCGAACGGCCGAUCUCGAGUUCAGUGGCGUAAACGCCAGUGUGCACUUAUAGGACUGGAGCCCCCUGGAGCGUAAUCCACCUUUAUCGUUUUCUUGUUUUUUAUUUAAUAAAAGAGAUUUUUUAAUUGUUCGAUGUAUUACAAC
Molecule: messenger RNA, 1567 nt
Organism: Lytechinus variegatus (green sea urchin)
Lineage: Eukaryota; Metazoa; Echinodermata; Echinoidea; Temnopleuroida; Toxopneustidae
Product: intestine-specific homeobox-like
Exons: 5
Coding region: 115-1050 (311 amino acids)
Biological process (GO): regulation of transcription by RNA polymerase II
Molecular function (GO): RNA polymerase II transcription regulatory region sequence-specific DNA binding; DNA-binding transcription factor activity, RNA polymerase II-specific
Source: RefSeq, a predicted model, not a curated record